Molecule: messenger RNA, 1524 nt
Organism: Thamnophis sirtalis
Lineage: Eukaryota; Metazoa; Chordata; Lepidosauria; Squamata; Natricidae
Source: RefSeq, a predicted model, not a curated record
GCGACAAAUUAAAUAAAUAAAAUAAAUAAAUAAAAAUAAAUUGUGGUUAAGUCACUGUCGUGGUUGCAUGGACUGAUUUCAGACAUGUAACAGAUCAGAUCAUGUAAAGAAAUUAAAGCCUAGUAUUCUUUGUUUAUGUCAAUGUCCUGAAACAGUUUCUGAUAUAAUUCUGAUAAAGCUUGAAUAUGAUUUCAAAUAUUUUUGAUGAGUUGUGCUAGGGAUCAUUAAUUUUAUCCCGAACACUAUAUGUUGGGGGGAUUUCUGUGGAAGUUUAUGGCCGAAGAGGAAAAGAGACAUUUUUGGUUGAUAUCUGGAUGUUGAAUGUACUGUAAUCUUUAAUAUCUUGAUAUUCUAUUUCAGGGUCAAUGGAUUAGCGUGAUAUUUUCCAUGAACUAAAACAGUUCCAUGUCUUGUUUGGACUGUUCCUGUAUUCUACGGACUCGAGUUGAAUCCAUUAGAGUAGAAAAGCAAUCGGAAAGCAUCAGUAGUCAAGACUUGACAGAUGAACUUGCUGUAUGUUGGGGCCAAUCAACUCAAAGAGGAGAUGUACAGAUACCAUUGUCAUCUGAUGUAUCACACUAUGAUCUCCAGGUGGAGAUAGGAAAAGGAUGUAACAACUUAACUUCAAUCUACCUCGCCCGUCAUAUCCCGACAGGAACACUGGUGGCUGUAAGAAUUACAGAUCUGGAAAGAUGUUCUGAAGAACUCUUAAACACUUUACAAAAUGAGGUGAUAUUAUCCCACUUUUUCCGACAUCGGAAUAUCUUGACUUUUUGGACAGUGUUUACUGCUGGAAGAUGGCUUUGGGUUAUUUCUCCUUUCAUGGCUUACCAUUCAGCCAGUUGUCUCUUGAGGACGUACUUCCCUGAAGGCAUGAGUGAAGCUUUGAUAGGAAAUAUCCUCUUUGGUGCAGUUAGUGGAUUGAACUAUAUGCAUCAACAUGGCUAUAUUCACAGAAGUAUUAAAGCUAGCCACAUAUUGAUUUCAGGGGAUGGCCUAGUUUAUUUGUCGGGCUUAAAUCACCUCUAUAGUUUAGUCAGCAGUGGACAACAGUUAAAAGCUGUGUAUGAUUUCCCCCAGUUCAGUACAUCUAUGCUUCCUUGGCUGAGUCCUGAACUACUAAGGCAGGAUAUGCAUGGAUAUAAUGUGAAAUCUGACAUCUAUAGUGUGGGCAUUACAGCUUGUGAACUAGCUAAUGGGCAUGUACCUUUUCAGGAUAUGCCUCGCACACAGACCAUCAGCAAGAGGCCUUCUGUCACAUGCUUUUUUCAAGCAGGUGAAAGAAGAAACAAAGGGUUCAUUACUUUCACUCUUGCCUCCUGCCAUCCAACGUAGUCAGCCACAAAUACCAACGGUGCAUUCAGCUGCCACCUGGAAUAAAUCUGAAUGUUGGUUGCCAAAUGAGAAAAAGAUAUAUUGGGAAUUUUAGGAAUACUAAGACCAUACGGGUGGUCCUCAAUUUACAACCAUUCAUUCAAAGUUGACCAUUCAAAGUUACAACUGAACUGAAAAAAGUGACCAGUU